Molecule: messenger RNA, 2988 nt
Organism: Anolis carolinensis (green anole)
Lineage: Eukaryota; Metazoa; Chordata; Lepidosauria; Squamata; Anolidae
Gene: aldh3b1
Product: aldehyde dehydrogenase 3 family member B1
Exons: 11
Coding region: 132-1892 (586 amino acids)
Biological process (GO): aldehyde metabolic process
Cellular component (GO): cytoplasm
Molecular function (GO): aldehyde dehydrogenase (NAD+) activity; 3-chloroallyl aldehyde dehydrogenase activity
Source: RefSeq, a predicted model, not a curated record
CUGAGUCAAAGGCAUCAGAGGCAUUUACCAAACAAACACAUAAAGUGCCUGAGACGUCCUCCCAUCAGUUGUGCACAGAGACAGCCAGACGUAAGGAAGCAGAAGCACAGCUGAGGAGGAAUACAGCAGCCAUGGAAAGAGCUGGAGAUGUAUUGCAAAAUGUAUUAUCAGGACAGAGGGAUGUAGUACAAUAUCACAGAUUUGAAGAUCUUCAAAACCAAAGUGAAGGUGCACAGAAUGAAAUUUCUAUCUAUCAGGAAAGACAACAGCAUAAAUUCGAUGACAUUCCCCUUCAAAACCAAGGCCGAAAGACUGCUUCAUCUGUAAGGCAGCAGAGUGGAAGAAGACGCCCCCAGGUCCCAGAAGGGGACAAGCACAGUGAAGGUGCCCAGAUUAUCCCUGGAGGUCAUCGGGAAUCGGGCAGGGAAGAAGGCAGACCCCAGGAAGGUCCCAGUGAAAUGGAAGGCAAUCAGAAGGGCAUGAACCCCUACGCAGGACUGGUGGACUCCCUACGUGCCACAUGGUUGUCAGGAAAAACACGCCCGAUAGAAUAUCGGAAAGAGCAGCUGGAGGCAUUGGGUCGCUUUUUGGAUGAGAGGAAGAGCGAUCUCUUCCAUGUCCUGCAUGAAGAUUUGUGCAAACCUAUUUUUGAAUCUGAGAUCUCAGAAGUUGCCUAUACGAAGAAUGAAGUGAAUGAAGCCCUUAACAACCUGGACUGUUGGGUGAAGGAUGAACAUGUGUCCAAGAAUCUAGCCUUGAAGUUUGACAGUGCUUUCAUUCGCAAGGACCCCUUUGGUGUGGUGCUCAUCAUUUCACCUUAUAAUUACCCUGUCAACCUUGCCUUGGUGCCUCUGGUGGGGGCCAUUGCAGCUGGGAAUUGCGUGAUUCUCAAACCUUCUGAGAUAACCACCCACACGGAAAGAUUUCUUGCUGAAGCACUGCCUUGCUAUCUUGACCCAGAAACCUUUGCUAUUGUGACAGGUGGGCCAGAUGAGACAACACAAUUACUGGAGAACAAAUUUGAUUACAUCUUCUUUACAGGGAGCCACAACGUGGGAAAGAUUGUUAUGACUGCAGCAGCCAAACAUGUGACACCUUUGACUAUGGAGCUGGGAGGCAAAAACCCCUGCUAUGUAGAUAAUUGCUGCAAUUUCCAGAAUGCAGCCAACCGGAUAGUGUGGGGAAAGUUUUUUAACACUGGCCAAUCUUGUAUUGCACCCGACUAUGUGAUCUGUACCAUUGAAACUCAAGAGAGGCUGAUGCCUUGCCUCCGCCAGGCCAUCCGUGAAUUCUAUGGCUGCAACCCCCACGAAUCCCCUGACUAUGGCCGCAUGAUCAAUGACAAGCAUUUCCAGCGUGUCCGAGCAUUAAUGCAGUCUGGCCGAUUGACCAUAGGUGGCGAAACAGACGAACGUGACCAUUACAUUGCCCCCACAGUGCUGGCUGAUGUGAAGGAGUGGGAGCCAGCCAUGCAGGAAGAGGUCUUUGGGCCCAUCUUGCCCAUCUUCACUGUGGCUGACUUGGAUGAGGCCAUCUGCUUCAUCAACAGCAAAGAGCGUCCACUGGUGACGUAUGCUUUCUCUUGCGACUCCAAGGUUGUGAAUCACGUACUGAAUUGUACCAGCAGUGGUGGCUUUGGUGGCAAUGAUACCCUACUGCAUGCAGCAUUGGUCACCUUACCUUUUGGAGGCAUUGGAUUCAGUGGCUAUGGCAAGUACCAUGGAAAGUUCUCCUUCGACACAUUCAGUCACCAUCGUGCCUCCCUCUUGCGUUGCAUUGGCAUGGAGGCAAUCAACACAAUCCGUUACCCACCAUAUAAUGAGCGCAAACUUGCAUUGAUGGUCGCUGCAUUGGAGGUCAAACGCAAAGGCAUGAUGUGCACUUUGCUGUGAGCCUCUUGAACAGUACAGAGCUUGUGUGCCUGGAGCUGCAAGGUGGAGAGGAGGGAUUGUGCCUUCAGAUCCUAGGUUUCCACUUUAUUCCCUGGAUGGACCACACGAAAAUUUUACUUUCUGUAAAGCCAUGUUCCCUCAUCUUGAAUGCUUAUCUUGUGCUCUCCCUCAGCAUUGGUAGCCCAUUCAGCAUUUAGGUCAGAGGUGAGGAACACAAGAUGUUGAAAUGCAUCUUUCCCUACAUCUGAUGCACUCACUAUUCCUACAUUGAAUUUUCUAUCAUAGGGUGACCAGUUUAUUGAGGAUGAGCAUGGACAAAGCUUUUGCACUAGGUUCAAGCCAGGGAUCAAUCCCCCCUUUUAAUAUAAUGGCAUGGUGCUAAUUCUGAUUCGGUGUCUGUGAGAACCAGUUUUUUUUUAAACUGACAAUUUGAUCUACCUAUAAACUUGAAUUACCUUUCAAUAAAAGCAAAAUCAUGAAUGUUUCUUUAAGAACUAUUGGAUACUCAAAUUGGAUCCUUAAACCAAUGUAACUUGCAGAGAUGCAAUGCUAAAUGAACACUGACACGUGACUAUGGUCAAGGCCACUUUCUUUUAGUAAGUUACCAUUGUUCCAGCAUUUAUUCCUAGAUAGUAUGUACCUUUAGUGCCAUCUACACUGGCUAUUUAAUGCAGUUCAAACCAGUAUUGAAAAAAGUGGUUUCAUUCAGAUGACUGCAUAGGGAAUCCUGGAAUCAGUUUGAGACCCAGAUAGUGAUUAUACAAACCACAGAGCACUGAUGUGCAUCAAGAGAUUUUUUUUCUCCCCCCCCUCCCCCCCCCCACAUGAUUCUAUGUGCAUUUGUUGUCCAACCACCAGAGUUUGAAGCUAGCUUUGAACUGCAUUAAAUGGUCUGCGUAUAUGCAGCCGUAAACCUAGAAUUUUAACUCGGGCACUAAUAACCAUCCCAGGCAAUGCUCAGCAUGUUUACUCAGUCUGUUAUGUUUUAGGAAACUUAUUUCCCUGCAACUAUGGCUUAUGAUUACAGACUUUUCUUGAACAGUGCUGUGUUUUGCAAGGACACAUUUUGCUUCUGUAAUAAAGAUCUUCUAUCAAA